Messenger RNA from Malania oleifera, 2248 nucleotides. Its product is annotated as phosphoinositide phosphatase SAC6-like. Lineage: Eukaryota; Viridiplantae; Streptophyta; Magnoliopsida; Santalales; Ximeniaceae. Gene Ontology annotation, cellular component: endoplasmic reticulum. The transcript has 21 exons. The record is from RefSeq and is a predicted model, not a curated record. Gene Ontology annotation, biological process: phosphatidylinositol dephosphorylation. The coding region runs from base 87 to 1970 and encodes 627 amino acids. Gene Ontology annotation, molecular function: phosphatidylinositol-4-phosphate phosphatase activity.
CUUCUCCCAACCCGAAGAACCAAACACCAGAACCCCACACUGUUCCUCCGUUCUUUGAUGCCCAGGUCACCCUCGUGCCCUCAUCAAUGCCAUCUGCCUUGCUGCCCUUAUCAACAACUCCGGAAGGUGUAGCCACCGGCGACGCAUCCUCCUUGGUUCUUAGAAAUUGUGCCCCAAUUAUGAUGGAGAAGGCAGAUUCUGGGAAAAAGCUAUAUACGCGGAUGCGGCUCUGGGAAUUUCCAGAUCAGUUUAUUGUUGAGCCUACUGAUGGUUCUCCUGGUUCUUGUUUGGCAAUCAGUAGGGUGGAUGGAUCAAUGAUUCUAAUUGAUGAACCUCCAGAGUGCAUUUCUGUUCGAGUUCCCAGGAUUUGGACAAUUUUUGGUGUCAUAGGAAUACUCAAACUCUUAGCAGGGUCAUAUUUAUUAGUUAUAAUGGAGCGUGAAUGUGUUGGUUCGUAUUUGGGCCAUCCAAUCUUCAAGCUUUCAUCCUUAAAGAUUUUCCCAUGUGAUCAUUCUCUCAAAAAUUCGCCUGCAGAACAGAAAAAGAUGGAGACUGAGUUUUCUGUGCUGCUAAAUGCUGCAGAGAGGACUUCUGGUCUGUAUUUCUCAUACGACACCAAUUUGACAUUGAGUGCACAAAGAUUGCAUGACUUGGGUGAUGAAUCAAAGCUGCUUCCUCUUUGGAGACAGGCAGAACCUAGGUUUCUCUGGAACAAUUAUAUGAUGGAAGUGCUUAUAGAUAACAAGCUGGAUCCAUACUUACUUCCCGUUGUUCAAGGAAGUUUUCAGCACUUCCAAGCAGCCAUUGGCAAAGAUAUUAUUGAUGUAACUCUAAUUGCACGUAGAUGCACAAGGAGAACUGGUACUCGGAUGUGGAGGAGAGGAGCUGAUUCUGAUGGAUAUGUUGCAAAUUUUGUGGAAAGUGAGCAAAUUGUACAGUUGAAUGGUUUUACAGCAUCAUUUGUUCAGGUUCGAGGGUCAAUUCCAUUACUAUGGGAGCAAAUAGUUGAUUUGACAUAUAAACCAAAGUUUGAGAUUUUGAGGCUUGAGGAAGCACCUCGAGUGGCUGAGCGACAUUUUCUGGAUUUAAGAAAAAAAUACGGGACAGUCUUAGCCGUUGAUCUUGUCAAUAAGCAUGGAGGUGAGGGACGCUUAAGUGAAAAAUUUGCUAAUGCAAUGCAGCAUCUAAUCAAUGAUGAUGUAAGAUAUCUGCAUUUCGAUUUUCAUCGGAUUUGUGGGCACGUUCAUUUUGAGCGCCUCUCUAUUUUAUAUGAACAAAUUGCAGAUUUCCUUGAGAAAAAUGGGUAUCUUCUGUUGAAUGAAAAAGGUGAGAAAAUGAAGGAGCAACUUGGGGUUGUAAGGACCAAUUGUAUCGAUUGCUUAGACCGUACUAACGUUACACAGAGCAUGAUUGCUCGAAACAUGUUGGAAUGGCAACUUAGAAGGAUUGGUGUUUUUGGUGCUGAAGAAACAAUCAGCGCACAUCCGAAUUUUGAUGAGAACUUCAAAAUAUUGUGGGCCAAUCAUGGGGAUGAGAUAAGCAUUCAAUAUUCUGGAACUCCUGCUCUGAAAGGAGAUUUUGUCAGAUGCGGUCAACGGACAAUUCAAGGGAUCCUCAAAGAUGGUUGGAAUGCCCUAUUACGCUAUUACCUGAACAAUUUUUAUGAUGGGACGAAACAGGAUGCGAUUGAUCUCUUGCAAGGACAUUUCAUUGUUUCUGUCAACCGAGGCAUGAACCCUCCAUCUCAAAAGGAAGGCCUUGAGGCUCUAGCUUCCCUUCCAGUGGCCUUAUCAUUGGUAUUGACCGGGUUCUUUCUUGCAAGCAUGUCACUGAGGCAAGCUCGAACUGAUAUUCGGCACUUGUUCUUUUCGAUCAUUUGGGCGAGCCUGAGUGUGGCAAUAGGAGUAUUUGUUAAAGCCAAUGGUCGGAUUUUCUGCAAUCGGCCUCGUCUGCACAAGCCUCGCCGUUGAUUUUGGGUGUGGAAUGCUCUGGCAAUUGUGGGAUACGCUUUGAAUUUUUUGCUUGCUCAUGAUUAUAUUUAUUCUUUGAUAUUAUUUUUGUAGAACGCGUAGGUUUCAACUCAAUCUUAAAUCGUGGAUUGUUCAUGUUCAAGUAGCAGUAUAUUGAUUUCAUAUUGUGAUGGAUUUUCUUAAAAAAUUCAAGCUCCAGAUGUACCUUAGGUGGCCGAAAUUUCAAAAGGCUACAUUAAGAUUGUGCAAUUUUCGAAUAAAAAUCAUUCAUUUGGACA